AUGGGAAGGGGAGGUAUAAAAAGAAGCAACUCAUCACACUCGAAUUUUUUACUUUUAUCCGUUUUCAUACAAAUGCAUGGACAUAUAUAUAUAUAUAUAUACGCAACAAGACAAAACAAGCACAACGUAUCGUAUCGUAUACCGUCGUAUCGCCUCCAUUUUUCUUUUUUUUCCCCUGCUUCUGCUGCUGCUACUGUUUUUGUUGUCUGUCUGUUUUAUUUGUUUUAUUUUGCUUCUACUCUCGUAGCCUUCGAUUCCACUCGCCUUCCGUUACCUUCUGCCAAAUGUACGAAAAGAAAAAAAGGAAAAGAAACGUUUUACAACAAUCCUUCUCACGAGGCAAAUUCACACGUAUCAUUUCCCCCCUCUCUAACCACUUCUCCUUUUGUUUAUAUAUCUAUUUAUUUAUUACCACGCCUUUUUCCACCUUAUGUCCUCCGAGUUUCCCUUCACCGUAUACAUAUAUAUAUAUAUAUAUAUAUAUUCCCAAUAGUUUCUUUGAUCCCACACUCUUUUUUUCUUUUCCUUAUCCUUUUUUUUCUCUAA
Trypanosoma brucei brucei TREU927 is the source of this 546-nucleotide messenger RNA. RefSeq lists its product as hypothetical. The record is from RefSeq and is a predicted model, not a curated record. Lineage: Eukaryota; Euglenozoa; Kinetoplastea; Trypanosomatida; Trypanosomatidae. Bases 1 to 546 code for a protein of 181 amino acids. The transcript has a single exon.